AUGGCGACAAACAAUACCCCAGAGCUUACCGCGUGCUGCACACCGUCACCAACCGCCAAGGUCUUCCCCCAGUACAGUUUCUUCCAAGAGCGCAGAGCGCCCGCGCUACCCUCGCCGACAGAGAUCAAGUAUGGAGCCGACGUGAUUAUCGCUGAGGUUGAGACCCAGGUGUCGAUGCGUGAAAAACUAAAAGGUCGUGUCCCGAUUCCUGAGGUCUUCGGCUGGGCUGAAGAUGGCGGCCAAAGGUUCAUUUAUAUGUCUCUGGUCGAGGGUGAAACUCUACAAGCAAGAUUCGGCACCAUGAAUGAAAGCGAGCGGCGUCUGCAAGGAGCUAAGAUCUAUGGGAGCAUUGGAAAGCGCCCGCUAAACGACAUUUUCGUCACUGGCAAGCCAGAGCACGUAGGACCCUUCCUAGGGGCAAAUGCUGUGCAAAAGUUGCAUGAAACAUGUGGAAUCGACAUUGACGACAAUAUUCCGAUUGUUCUUACCCAUAACGGCCUUUGUCCCCCCAAUAUAUUAUUAUCGCGUGGCCCCAACCCAAGGGUCGUGGGCAUUCUUGAUUGGGGCCAAUCAGGACGGUAUCCUUCAUAUUGGGAGUAUUGCAAGGCACGACGAGUAGGUGUCGUGGAUGAGGAAUUCACUUCUGCCCUUCAAGAGGAAUGGCAUACCGCUUAUCUGCCUGAGAUCAUUGAUACGGUGGAUGAUGAGAGCUUUUACCACCCGUGGCUGUAUUUCAUGUUGUCCAACAUCUGA
This is a messenger RNA of Fusarium keratoplasticum, 753 nucleotides long. RefSeq names its product APH domain-containing protein. The transcript is spliced from 2 exons. The coding region runs from base 1 to 753 and encodes 250 amino acids. Lineage: Eukaryota; Fungi; Ascomycota; Sordariomycetes; Hypocreales; Nectriaceae. The record is from RefSeq and is a predicted model, not a curated record.